This is a messenger RNA of Chelonia mydas (Green sea turtle), 3699 nucleotides long. It is a transcript of the gene CYRIA, whose product is annotated as CYFIP related Rac1 interactor A. Bases 378 to 1430 code for a protein of 350 amino acids. Lineage: Eukaryota; Metazoa; Chordata; Testudines; Cheloniidae. The record is from RefSeq and is a predicted model, not a curated record. Gene Ontology annotation, biological process: regulation of actin filament polymerization. The transcript is spliced from 14 exons. Gene Ontology annotation, molecular function: small GTPase binding.
UGUGUGCCGCGCCCCCUUGGCUGGGCGGGCGCUGGGGCUGCUGUCGCGCGCGGGGGAGGCGUUGGUGCGGGUCCUUGCUGCCGGCGGAGCACCGCGGCUCAGGUAGGGAAGUGUCAUCUGCAAAGUUGAAGGAAAGGAAAAGCAUAGUGAUUCUGGGUGUGAUUCCUGUGCGUUUUAUGUGACGGAUGGAUGCAGAGUUUCUAAGUCCAUUAUUCUAGAUUAUUGAACCUGAACUGGAACUACUACCUUACUAGGGAACUGCUUUCUUGCUGUUUCUAGCAUGCUAUCAACCAAGCCAGUCUUUGGAUGUAGUGCUGACUUUGGAACUAGAAGAAAUUGCUUCAUCAGAUGCUGUCUGAACAGUGAGGUUUGCUGGGAUGGGUAAUCUUCUUAAGGUCCUUACCAGGGAAAUUGAAAACUAUCCACAUUUUUUCCUGGAUUUUGAAAUAACCACAUGUGAAAGCUUUUUAAAAGUACUCACUUGCACAGAACUUGAUCAAGGGGCAAAUUUUUUCCUUGACUUUGAAAAUGCACAGCCUACAGAUGGAGAAAGGGAGGUAUGGAAUCAGAUCAAUGCAGUUUUACAGGAUUCUGAAAGCUUGCUUGCAGACCUUCAGGCUUACAAAGGAGCUGGACAAGAAAUAAGAGAUGCAAUACAAAACCCAAAUGAUAUCCAACUUCAAGAAAGAGCUUGGAAUUCAGUGUGUCCUCUGGUUCUGAGGUUGAAGCAGUUUUAUGAGUUUUCACUCAGACUAGAGAAAACACUACAGAGCUUAUUAGAAUCAUUGACCUGUCCACCCUAUACUCCAACUCAACACCUGGAACGAGAACAGGCUCUAGCCAAGGAGUUUGCAGAAAUCUUACAUUUUACUCUCCGCUUUGAUGAACUUAAGAUGAGAAACCCAGCCAUUCAAAAUGACUUCAGUUACUACAGACGGACAAUAAAUCGCAACAGAAUAAACAAUAUGCAUAUAGACAUUGAGAAUGAAGUAAAUAAUGAAAUGGCCAACAGAAUGUCUCUAUUUUAUGCAGAAGCCACACCAAUGCUCAAAACACUCAGCAAUGCCACAACACACUUUGUAUCAGAAAACAAAACCCUACCGAUUGAGAAUACAACAGACUGUUUAAGUACUAUGGCCAGUGUAUGUAAAGUAAUGUUGGAAACACCAGAAUACAGAAGUCGGUUCACCAGUGAAAAGACUCUUAUGUUCUGCAUGAGAGUAAUGGUGGGCGUUAUUAUUCUCUAUGAUCACGUUCAUCCCGUGGGAGCUUUUUCUAAGACAUCAAAGAUUGACAUGAAGGGGUACAUAAAAGUUUUAAAGGAACAGCCUCCUGAUACCGUGGAAGGCCUUCUGAAUGCUCUCAGGUUCACUACAAAACACCUGAAUGAUGAGUCUACUUCCAAGCAAAUUCGAGCUUUGCUUCAGUAGUCCCUUCUGAGACAAGUGGAUCUAUGUAUUGAUCACAGAAGAUGUGUAUGUUUACAUAAUUUAAUACAGAUUGGUGUUAAUACUUGUGUGUAUGUUCUUCACAUCACUGAAAUCUAUGAAUCUUUAGUCAUAAUAUGACUGACUUUAUGUAGCACAAUCUCCAUUUACAUGUCCGCCUUAUCUUUUUACAUUUUAUUUCAGCUACAUCUAUAACAGUCUGUUGUUGUCUGUGUUUGUUUAAUCCAAAAAAGCCGCCUCUUUCACAGAAGUAAGCAGUAGUAAGGACAAAAUGGACUAAACCCUAGGGGUGAAAUCUUGCAGGAGAAAUUUAAUAUGAAUUAAAAUAAAAGUGAAAUUGUCUCAUUUUCUUUUUUAGUGGCUGUUUAGUUGGAAAUUUAGUUUUACAUAAAGUUCUCCAUUGAAUUUUUAUGGAAUGAAGGUCAUUUGAAUGUUCAGCACCAUUGCAUGAGACGCAACAUGUUUUGUAUUAGGCAGAAGGAAAAGUGGCCACUUACUGCUCAUUCUUGCCUGGCUGCUAACAGCCAACAAAUUCUCUUGCCAAAGAAGACAUUUUGUCUCUUCGGUUUAUGAUGUAACCCUUUCCAUUCCACAGUUGAGAAAUUAAUAUCCUGUUUCAGGUUUAAUGUACUUACUUGUAAAAUGCAGUUCAAGACUAUCCUCCGAUUCAGACAACUUUGUAUUACUGAAGAAGAAGAAAUACUCUUAGGCCUAAUGCCUGAAGCUUGGAGAAUAAUGAGGAAGUACUAAAGCUUUGUGUACACUUGAAAUCUUAUGCCAAUUUCCCAAAUGAAAUCUAAGGAUCUGUCUAUACUGAAAUAAAACAUCUGCAGCUGGCCCAGGUCAGCUGACAUGGUCUCAAAGGGCAUGGGCUGCAGGCUAUAAAAUAGCAGUGUAGAUGUUGGGUCCUGGGCUCGUAGAGUCCCAGACCCUGGGUUCUAACCCAAGCCUGAAUGUCUACACUGCUAUUUUAUAUCCCCAAUCCCCACAACACGGGUCAGCCACAGGUCUCUUUGUAGUGUAGACAUACCUUAAAUGGGCAAAAAGCCUUUUUGCUGGUAUAACUGUCUGUACUAGAGCCUUCUGCUGAUAUAAAAACAUUGUAAAGACUCUCUCACCCCUAACUGACAUUAUUAUACCAGCAAAAGUUUCUAGUGUAAACCUGGUCUUAUUAGAGCAGGAGUGAUAUAAAGAGGGUUUGAUUGUGUUUGGGAGUUGAGCUAUUUGUAAUUGCCCUUAAAGUCAAACUCCUUUAUAGGACUUCUUAUCAGCCAGUACCAUGUGAAAACUGAGAAGUUUCAGUUGCUUACUUAGCUGUUGUUUUCAAAUGUGACUUAUACUUUCAAGAAGCUGAGUUCCUCACUGAGUUACAUUUGUUCUUAUUUUCUCCAGUCGAAGGAAUAAAGGUCUUUUGCAAAAACCAGAAAAGUGCUCUUUUGAGUGUCUGAGUGACCUGCAGCAGCUGUGAAUUUUCUAGCAGAGAGGAUCACGUUUUCAAAAACGUGCACUAAAUUUUGCAUGCUUGGCUUACAUGUUGCAUGUAAACUCUAAGGCAUAUGCAUAAACCCUGAUUUGUGUAUCCGUAUAUAUGUCGGAGUUUGUGUGCAGUCACUGGAGUUUUCAUGAAUGUUCUUCAGAAAAUGUGGCCCUUUAAUGUUUUCGAGGUGUAACGCUGCACGCUAGAAACUGUACUGCACUGCUACAAAGUUACUUAUCAAUGUCAGUUCCUAGGCAGUAUUUAGUUUGCAAGCUCUUUGGGGUAGGGGAUUGCCUUCUGUUUUAUAUUUACACAGCACUUAUUACUCUGAGGUCUCAAUUCUGAUUGGGGCCUCAAGAAGCUAACGUAAUGCAGAUAAUAAUCUUUCUGAUUCUACUAUACAGCUGCUGCUGAGUACUCAAGUGUCAUCAGAAACAGUUUAAUAUAGGGAUAUUUACCAAAUGUUCUUGAAAAAAGUACUUUUGCCAUUGUCAGCUAAAUGGACUAUAGAUUCGUAGUGGAUCUGGUAGAUUCUUUAUUUGCUAAAUUUCCUAAAGUUAAUACUUGCCUAUCUGUAAUUAUAAUUGUUAAACAUUGAAGUCUUUUAAGAGCCAAAAGAGGAGAGCUGUAUAAUAAAGAAAAAUGUAAACCUGAAAGCAUUCUUAAAGUUGUCAUGCGCUGUUUGCAAAUGUCAAUGCAUUUCUUUGCCUGGUGUGACGGGGCUAUUUUGUACAGAAGUUUGUUUGAAAUAAUAAAAAGUUUGGUACAUUCACA